GUCAUCGUCGUCCUCGUCGCCGUCGUGCGGCGGUGUGUGUGUGUGCGCCGUGUGGUGUGUGCUGUGGUGUCGUGUUCCGCGGAUCGACCUCCUUACGCGCGCGCUGUCCCCGUACAGGGGGUUCGUCGUCGUCCUCGUCAACGUCCUCGUCGUCGUCGUCCUCGUCGUCGUCGAUGCCGAUAACGCGACGCUGUCAUCCCAGAGCAUCUCUCUGUUUUCUCUCUGCCCCCUGUAUGUCGGGUUGUGUUCCCUUCGACUGGCGUCUCGUCUACCUGUUAGUCAGCCAGCAGAGAGGAUGGUCUGUGUGAGCGAGAGCGAGUGAGAGAGAAAGAUAGAGAAAUAACAAAAGGAGAGGUGCGAAGAAAACGACCGACGGGAUAUCUUCGAGGAGCAGCGGAGACUGCGGCCCGAAUGCGUCUGUCCCGAUGUGCACUGAAGAGCAAGAAGGAUCGUCAGGAUGCUGAGCAGCUUGGCAAGCUACUUACUCGGAGGCAAUAUCUCCGGCGCGCAAGAUGCACGAGAAGGGUCCAAUAACGAAACCCCGGAGUCCCUUCCAGUAAUGGCGAGGUUCAGCCAGGUGGAGGUCGAGGGCGAUGACUGGAUCCUCAUUGACCGUGCAGAAGGAUGUUCCAAAUCGGAUGUGCAAUCUGAUAUGUUUGAACCCGCAGUUGAGGGCGCGACGGCACUGGAGGAGUCGUGGUAUGUAAUGCCACCCGCAUGUUUCACACGGGCGGGACCCGUGACCGUAGAAACAUCACCGCUGGAGGACCUGCUGAUCGAGCACCCCAGCAUGUCCGUCUACCGAGCUACAUCUUCUCCAGUCGCUCCCGACACUCCGCCGCCCACCCCGGACACGACGGAAGACGAGGACGUCGACACCGACGACGUCGAUUACGACGACUUACCUCCCCGCAUGUACGCCGGUACGUCGGCAACCUCGCCGCAACGUAGCCCGACAAGAACCCAGGACAACCAAGCAGUCCUUAGAUCCGCCAUUCAGGUCGAAAGACGCCAACGUGUUCGCGUUGAGAAGAGCGUACUCCUGCUUCGAUCGUCGCAGAAGGUUCUCGAAAGGAGGACUACGCAAGCGCUGAAGAGAGAUCAACUCGACAGGAGCAACAAGCUCCGCGAAGUGUUCAGCAUGAAGUGCAAGCGGCUCCGUCGCCAGGACCGAAUGCGCAUCCAGAAUAGUGGCGCAAACAACAACCGGAAAUGCUAGUCAUUCGAUCUCAGGCCAAGGUGUACUCAAGUACCUUCUUCCUAAAGCAGAGAGAAAAAAACAACACAAAACAAAAAGGAAAAAAACAAGAUGAUAACACACACACACAUGAGACAGGACACGCACGAAAGCAAAGUAAAAAGGACAAAAAAAUAAGAAAGAAAGAAAGAAGAGCGAAGAACGCGGAACUAAUCUGUUUAACCCCUGACGCGUUCUUGCUCGCCGUGCGACGAUAUGUAUCAUGUUCAUAGACGCGUGGAGGCGUGGUCUGGCCGACCGGUGGGCGUGGCCUAGCGAGCCCCGGAGACUCGCGCCGAAUCUUCGGCGACAUUUCCCGCUGGGAAACAAAGAAAUUGCAAAACAGAGGCUCUCGAGUCGACCUAGAUCUAUUAAAAAAGGGUCCUACGUGUCUUUAGUUGCAAUAAAUUCUACGGUCCCCGACGCGGGGCACUUUUCAGACCCAAUUUACAGGGGCUCGGUCGGGCCGCUUUAGCGUCGCCGACUCCCGAGGAACCGUCUACAGUUCGCUAGACCACGGCCACCGACCGUAGACCCAAGAUCCUCCACGAGCGACGAGGCUCGAACAUUAUGGUGCGCGGUAGUCAGGCUCCUGGGACUCGUCUAUGGUACUCUUCGAUCGCGUGUAUAUAUUUUUAGCCUCUAUUUAGUAUGGGCAAACUGUGUUUCUUACUCAUACUCGGUAACAUUUAGUUCUAUUUAAGACUUCUUAGCCCAGCCCCGCCCCCACGCCCCGCCCUCUCACCGUAGCGGACAGGUGUCCAGGCGUGGCCGACGCCCUCGCUCCGGCCGCCAGCCGAGCCGGCCACGCCCCCGCGCUCCGACUGGCUGCCCGGCGGCCACCGGGGGCGUGUCCGCUCCGCAGAGAACACGAUUUUUCGCACACCUUCCGGAACAAUCGCAGGCUAGAAAAGAAUUAAUUCACUUCGGGACCACGGCUUUUCGAGGCUCUCGCUCCGCUCCGGACGUCUCGCGCGCGCGCGUGCGUGCUUCACCCGAUCGUUGUUGAUCCUCCAACCACAGUGCGCGGUUUCACGGUUCGAGGAUCAACCUCUCCCCAUCACGGCGAACGGGGAGUCUCGUUACGAAACCGCGCGACGCCCGCAAUCUGCCAAUCACCGACCGGCGGUCAUUCAAACGCAACUGUUGUCUGUUCACGCGCGGCUCCCGGCCGGCCCCGUUGGCGGGCCACGCCGCCCAGGGGCGGUGCCGGCUCGCGUAGGCGGUACUAAGCGCGCGCCGGCAGCUCCGGGCGGGGCCGGGACGCCCCGCGGAGUUUUUAUUACGCUAUGCGACCGUCGAGCACACGAAUUAGUGUCCGCACACACAUACACAAGAGACAGAGCGACGACGCGAGAUAUUCAACAGACGGAGGAGAGAAAGACGGUGUUGUCUCUCUUCGAUCCGACGCCGGACGAAUCAUUCCCACGUGGCCAGAGCGCCUCCCUUAGGAUGGACCGGGGAGACCGUAAACAAAGAUUCCAGCGAGAGAAUCGGUUUCUAUUAUAGUUGAGACGCGCGUUCUAGCGCGUCGGUGUUUCAAAGCGUUUCAAAGCGUUUCCGAGGCGGCGAACUGUGCAAGCCGGCCACACGUACACGGACACACACUCGACGAGGAGAAUAAGGCGAGCUCGAUACGCGAUUACUGUAUGUCCCCUUCACGGCCGGGUGCUGGGGUCCCCUACGGACCGGAAGUUCCUCGACCGGUAAUUUUAAAUUAAGCUGUACCUUUUUGCUAGAAAAAUCACGGUUUUAAUCUGGCUGACUGAAAUUUCUUCUGUGAAGAAACCAAUGAAAAUAAAAGAGGCUUAGGAGGUUCGGAAACAGUCCUAAGAUGCUCCGGGGUGUGACGGCUGCUUCGCGAGCGGGUCAGUUCAGGGGAUGAAGCACAAGUCCAAGUCUAGCUUAUGUCAGAACCGAGUUCUCCUCCUUAGUAUAGGAUAAUCUAGAACUAGGUCUUCAACGAACUAAGUUGCCCCGAGCAUGAAAGAUCUUGGGGAUAGGCCACUCUAGCUUCGGUAGCUCUCUAGCCCUAGGACCGGGCCGCUGUCGCGCCGGGUCCUAGGUCUCUUCGGGAACCUAGAAAGCGCAGAACAACUGCAGACGUUAUUAAGUGCAUCCCCGUGACCGCCUCUAGCUACCCGGACCCCGGAGCCAGGCCCCCAACUUCAACCGAUCCAACGAAUCCAAGGCACCCCGGGCGUGCCACCCGGGGGUGUCUCUCUUCCACCUCCGAGGACCCCUGCACCCGCCCCGCAAAACCGUACAUCGUCCAAGGCUAGUAGCAAUAGUCGGGCCCAGGCCGGGCCUAGCGAAACUCCUGUGAUUCAAACUGAAUUCGUCGAUUACUUGGACGAUCCUCGUCUCGAGGAGAAUUUUUUUGCCCGAAGCUGGACUCGUCGCGGUCCAGGACCUCCUCUAAGACACCCCAGGACCCUCGUCGCCCAGCCUUAGCCUUGACAUAAACCUUCGACAGACCUGGUUCAGUAGUCCGAACUGUUUUAACCGACGGCGACCGAGGUCCUGGGUGUCCCAGUGUGUUCAGUCGCCUCCCCCGGCCAUGGAAAGAAAGGCUGUUCCAUGGCGUCAAAAAUCUCCGUGGACCGCGACCGGGCCCCCGAUCCCGUUUCCACGAGGACAUCGAGCCGGAAAUCUAAGUCGGGCUGCACAAAAGACUAGCUGAAAGUGAAGGAUGAAAUGUGAUGGAGCAAAUGUGUAUUGUACAUGUACCUAUCUGUAAUAAUGCCACUCCCCCCCUCUCUCUCUCUCUCACUCUCUAUCUCUCUCUCGUUACGGAGACACUUAGGGCUGCCAGGGGCCUAAAUCUGCGUCCUGGCCGAUAAAUCUGCGUCGCGACCUCCACCACCCUUCUUUGGUUAUGUCUUCUCCUUUCUUCGUCCCAAUUCCUACCAAUCUCCCUAAAAUCCCUCUCUCAGUUUGAUGUAAACGAUGGAUUGUAUAAGUUGAAUGUAUGCUCGUACACCUUGGCCCAUUAUAACUGAUGAUUAAUAAAAUAUUUUAUGUCACUAA
Megalopta genalis is the source of this 4267-nucleotide messenger RNA. NCBI's taxonomy places the organism in Eukaryota, Metazoa, Arthropoda, Insecta, Hymenoptera, Halictidae. The record is from RefSeq and is a predicted model, not a curated record.